CCUUUUUCUCCAUUUUCUUCAAUUUCAUUCACUUGUACAGACUAUCCCAUAGAUAUGGUGGUGACCCUCUUGCAGUUCCAGCUUGUUGUCACAGCUUUCUGAUUCUACCAGCCACUGCUUUCCCGAGGGCUUGUGAGUGGUGAUUGUUCAACUACACAUUGAACUGCAGUUAAGAAGUUUUUCUUUGAAAGGAGCCUUAUAUUUGCUGCAGCAAUGAAAGGAAAAAACAGGAGAAGUGGUGGUGGUGUCCAUAUGGAAUACCUAAUUCACAUUCAGGAGAUAAAGCCUUGGCCCCCUUCGCAAUCUCUCAGAUCGCUUCGUUCUGUGUUGAUACAAUGGGAGAAUGGUGAACGCGCUUCAGGGUCUACUGCUCUUGUUUCCCCUUCUCUCAGUCCUAGUUCUGUUGCUGGUGAAGGAAAGCUCGAGUUUAAUGAAUCAUUUAAGCUUCCUGUAACUCUGUCAAGGGAUAUGUCUAUAAGAAAUAGCACUGCCGAGGUGUACCAAAAGAAUUGCUUGGAGUUCCACUUGUACGAGACUCGAAGAGACAAAACUGUUAAAGGGCAGUUGCUGGGGACUGCCAUCAUAGACUUGGCAGAUUGUGGUGUACUUAGAGAGACUUUGAGCAUUCGUACACCAUUGAACUGCCAGAGAAACUACAGAAACACGGAUCAGCCACUUUUGUUCGUUCAAAUUGAGCCUGUUGAAAAGAGUCACCCUAGAUCUUCUUUGAAAGACAGCUUCUCAAAGGUGGAGCCAAAGGACAAUAAUGGCAAUGAAUCUGUAUCAUCAUUGAUGAAUGGAGAGUAUGCUGAGGAAGCUGAGGUUGCCUCUUUUACUGAUGAUGAUGUUUCCUCUCAUUCAUCUGCGGCUGCAGUCACUACUUCCUCUGAUGUUUCCUCUCAUUCAUCUGUGGCUGCAAUCACUACUUCCACUGAGUCUAGCGCAUGUAUGCCUCCUGCACAGGAGAGUGCACCAAAUGGAUCAUUGCAAAACAGUGGUACAAAUGACAAGGGGUAUCAUCCAUUGGCCUCAGAGACAAGAGUUGAGAAUUUGAAUGUGAUGGAGCAAGAUGCACAUGAGACACUGGAGAGGAGUUCUUCUUAUGUGUCAUCCAUGGAUGUGUUCUCAGAAGUUGGGAGUCCAGUAAAUGGUCAUACCUCUAACAUAAGCACUACCCAUUAUAGAUCAGUGACAACCCCAAAGCAGGUUGCUUCUUUUAAUGCCGACUCUUCUCCAAGCUUAGAGGAAAAUUCUAAGAGCAGGUUGAAAAGCAGUGAGCAUGAAAAUUUGAAUCAGGAGGGUAGUGAAAAAGUUGCCAAUUGCAGAGAAAAGGGUACAGGUGUUCAAAUAAACAGUAAUGAAAGUGAUUUUGACAUCUAUUCUGGAAACAUUACAUCUGUAGGUAGAGAUUACCUCAACAAUAAUCCAAGAUUUGGUUUGGAAACCAAAAACAACUUAAGUGAGAGAUCUGAGGAAGUAGAUAAAAGUCUGCAGGAGGGGCGAAGUGAUACGUAUUACAGUUCCAUUGAGGAUAAGGAUGGAAAUGAGUCGUUGCAUUUUGAUGAGCUGUAUCUUGUUGAAGAUGAACCAGUGGUGCAAUAUGCAAAAGACCAAGCUUUAUUGGGUAGCAAUUUAUAUUUUUUGGGCGGGUCAGAUAAUGGUAUGAAAGGCAGUUUUAUGAAAAAGGAAAGAUUAAAGCAUGUUAAGUCUGUAAGGUCAUCAGCAGACUCAGCUAGGAGUAUUGGGCCACUUGGUAACAAUCAGCUCGCUGAGGUAAAGGAAAAUGGUGUUAAUGGAGAUGUCCAAAAUAAUGGAGGGAACAUUCAAAGCAGUGACAGAAAAGAUGCCAAGGUUUAUCCAAGGGAAGCCAGAAAUGCCAUUUUAGACAGCAAGAUUGAACAAAUGGAAAACAAGAUAAAGAUGCUUGAAGGAGAGUUAAGAGAAGCUGCUGCUAUUGAGGCUGCUUUAUUUUCAGUAGUUUCCGAACAUGGAAGCUCAAUGAGUAAAGUUCAUGCCCCAGCUCGGCGCCUUUCCAGGCUGUACCUUCAUGCUUGUAAAGAAAAUCUUCAAGCAAGAAGGGUUGGGGCGGCUAGAAGUGCUGUUUCAGGAUUAGUCCUCGUUGCGAAGGCAUGUGGAAAUGAUGUCCCAAGGUUGACAUUUUGGCUGUCUAAUUCUAUUGUGCUGAGAACAAUAAUAAGCAAAACUACCAAAGACAUGACACCAUCUAAUACUUCUGGAUCUAGAACAAAAAGGAAGAAUGGAGAGGUGAAAGUUGGAAAGGUAACACAACCACUAAUAUGGAGAGGGUUCUCUCCUAGGAAAAACGAUUACAUGGCUUUUGAGAAUGGAGGUAUAUGUAACUGGGAUGACCCAAAUGUGUUCACCUCAGCACUGGAAAAGGUAGAAGCUUGGAUCUUUUCUCGCAUUGUGGAAUCUAUUUGGUGGCAGUCUUUGACUCCAUGUAUGCAGAAUUCUGAUGCCAAGGUCACUCGUAAAGAUUCUUCAAAAAACUAUACAAAUAUGUCUGGCUCAUGUGACCAAGAUCAGGGAAAUUUAUCGCUAGAUAUUUGGAAGAAUGCUUUUAGAGAAGCCUGUGAAAGGCUAUGUCCUAUCCGCGCUGGAGGGCACGAGUGUGGUUGUUUGUCUGUGCUGCCUAGAUUGAUAAUGGAGCAGUGUGUGGCAAGAUUGGAUGUUGCUAUGUUCAAUGCCAUUCUUCGGGAGUCUGAUGAUGGUAUUCCAACCGAUCCUGUAUCUGAUCCCAUUGGUGAUCCCAAGGUUCUCCCUAUUCCACCCGGUAAAUUGAGCUUUGGAUCUGGUGCACAGCUAAAAACUGCGAUUGGUAACUGGUCUAGAUGGCUAACUGACCUAUUUGGUCUGGAUGACGAUGAUUCACAUGAUAGAGAUGAUGAUGACCUUGACAGCAAUGAUGGAAGUCAAAAUACAUCCUUCAAAUCCUUCCAUCUUCUUAAUGCAUUAAGCGACCUUCUGAUGCUUCCUAAGGAUAUGUUGUUAAAUGCCUCCAUUAGGAAAGAGGUGUGCCCAAUGUUUACUGCACCUCUAAUCAUGAGGAUACUAGACAAUUUUGUCCCAGAUGAGUUUUGUCCUGAUCCAAUUCCUGAUGAUGUUUUUGAAGCUCUGGACUCACAGGAUGAUCUUGAUGAUGGAAAUGAGUCUGUCAACAAUUUCCCAUGCAGUGCAACUCCCAUUGCAUAUUCACCUCCACCAGCAACUACCAUUACAAGCAUUACGGGUGAGAUUGGAAGUGAGUCUCAGCUUAGAAGAAGCAAAUCUUCCAUUGUUAGGAAGUCAUACACCAGCGAUGAUGAGCUCGAUGAACUAAACUAUCCAUUAUCUUUAAUAUUGAAUAGUGGCUCCUCACCAGCAUCAACAAAGUCCAAUUGCAAGUGGAAAGAGAGUCGCGAUGAAUCUGCCAUUAGAUUUGAACUUCUUAGGGAUGUUUGGAUGAACAGUGAAUGA
This is a messenger RNA of Vigna radiata var. radiata (mung bean), 3477 nucleotides long. RefSeq lists its product as uncharacterized. The record is from RefSeq and is a predicted model, not a curated record. Gene Ontology annotation, cellular component: nuclear pore. Bases 214 to 3477 code for a protein of 1087 amino acids. The transcript has 9 exons. Lineage: Eukaryota; Viridiplantae; Streptophyta; Magnoliopsida; Fabales; Fabaceae.